AUGCUCUUUACAGUCUUCUCGGCGGUUGUGCUAGCCAUUGCACGUCACGCAUGCGCUUAUCCCGUGGAGGGAGAUGAGCGCUCGGGUUUAGAUGUCACGUUAAGCCAAAUCAGUGACACCCGUAUCAAAGCAGUGGUCAAAAACACCGGUGCGGAGGAAGUGACUUUUGUCCAUUUGAACUUUUUCCAUGACAGUGCUCCGGUCAAGAAGGUGACAGUUUAUCAAGACGAGAAUGAGGUCAUGUUUGAAGGCAUCAAGCGUCGGUUCAAGCUUCAGGGGCUCACGUCUGAGGCUCUCACAACACUCGCCGCCGGAGAGGCUCUUGAGGAUGAAUUUGACAUUGCAGCCACCAAUACUCUGUCCCAUGGUGGCGCAGUGACUUUGCGAUCUAAUGGCCUGGUUCCCCUUGUUAACGGCGGUGCCGUUUCUGGGUAUUUGCCGUACCAUUCAAAUGACCUGAAGAUCGACGUUGAUGCAGACAAAGCGUCCCGGGUGGCCAAGGCCAUCAAGCCUCUUGGCCGUCGUACGCAAGAGAGCUGUAGUGACUCGAGCCGCAAGGCCGCUUUGAAAAAGGCUCUGAGCAACACGGUCUCUCUGGCUAAUGCUGCAGCAGAGGCGGCCCUAUCCGGCUCCGCUACCAAAUUUAAUGAAUAUUUCAGGACCACCAGCAGCUCAACUCGCCAGGAUGUAGCGGCUCGGCUGAAGGCCGUCGCAAAGGAAGCUCAGUCGACAAACUCUGGAUCGACGCAGUAUUUCUGCUCCGAUGAAUAUGGCUACUGCGAGACCAAUGUUUUGGCGUAUACGUUGCCCUCUUUGAAUGUGAUCGCCAACUGUGACCUUUAUUACUCCGAUCUGCCAGCCUUGACCAAUUCUUGUCACAGCCAAGAUCAGGCAACCACCACCUUGCAUGAAUUCACUCAUGCUCCUGGUGUCUAUAGUCCUGGGACCGACGACCUAGGUUAUGGAUAUGCGGCGGCGACCGCAUUGGGAAGCAGCGAGGCCGUGAACAACGCGGACACAUACGCUCUGUACGCUAACGCCAUCAACUUGAACUGCUAG
Molecule: messenger RNA, 1059 nt
Organism: Penicillium macrosclerotiorum
Lineage: Eukaryota; Fungi; Ascomycota; Eurotiomycetes; Eurotiales; Aspergillaceae
Gene: mep20
Exons: 3
Coding region: 1-1059 (352 amino acids)
Biological process (GO): proteolysis
Molecular function (GO): metalloendopeptidase activity
Source: RefSeq, a predicted model, not a curated record